AUGAUGAAGUUCACUCUCUUCUGGACUCUCAUGAACCUGCCAGCUACAUUGGCCUUCAAUCCUAAUUACAGAAAGGAACUCAUUUCUCCUCCCUACUUGGCCUACCUGAAGUCAGAUUACCUACCCUGUUCAGGAGCCUUGGUCCACCCACUCUGGGUCAUCACAUCAGCUCAUUGCAACCUACCGAAGCUUAGGGUGGUCUUAGGGGCUUCAAACCCAGGAGACCUCAAUGAACGCUACCUGCAAGUGGUUGGGUAUGAGAAGAUGAUCCACCACCCAUACUUCACAGUCAAUUCCAUUGAGUAUGACCUCAUGCUGAUCAAACUGAAAAGAGAGGUUCAUCUCAAUGACUAUGUGCAGCUGGUAAACCUGCCCCACCGGGAUGUUCCUGAUAACGCUGUGUGCACUGUCUCUACCUGGGCCUACAAUCUGUGUGAUACCUACAACGACCCCAACUCAAUGCAGAAGGUAAACAUCACUGUGGUCCCCAAGACACAGUGCCAGGACACCUAUAGGAGCUACCCCAUCCGAGAGAGCAUGCUAUGCCUGGGCAUCGUGCCUGGAAGGCGGCUGCCCUGCAAGGAGGUCACAGCUGCCCCAGCCGUCUGCAAUGGGACGCUCCAUGGAAUUCUGGCUUUCGCAGAUGGAUGUGUGUUGAGAGCAGAUGUUGGUAUCUAUACCAGAAUCUUUACCUACAUGUCCUGGAUUCAAAAUAUAAUCCAAAACAACUGA
Molecule: messenger RNA, 732 nt
Organism: Chrysochloris asiatica (Cape golden mole)
Lineage: Eukaryota; Metazoa; Chordata; Mammalia; Afrosoricida; Chrysochloridae
Product: serine protease 58-like
Exons: 5
Coding region: 1-732 (243 amino acids)
Biological process (GO): proteolysis
Molecular function (GO): serine-type endopeptidase activity
Source: RefSeq, a predicted model, not a curated record